Messenger RNA from Choloepus didactylus (southern two-toed sloth), 4670 nucleotides. It is a transcript of the gene MTRR, whose product is annotated as 5-methyltetrahydrofolate-homocysteine methyltransferase reductase. Gene Ontology annotation, biological process: homocysteine metabolic process. NCBI's taxonomy places the organism in Eukaryota, Metazoa, Chordata, Mammalia, Pilosa, Megalonychidae. Gene Ontology annotation, molecular function: flavin adenine dinucleotide binding; [methionine synthase] reductase (NADPH) activity; FMN binding. The record is from RefSeq and is a predicted model, not a curated record. The transcript is spliced from 15 exons. Bases 53 to 2170 code for a protein of 705 amino acids. Gene Ontology annotation, cellular component: cytosol.
CGAGUCCGACCGUUCUUCGAAAACCUGGGGCUGGUACCUGUGCAGCUAUAGCAUGUGCCUUGACAAGAUGAGGAGGUUUUUGUUACUAUAUGCUACACAGAAAGGACAGGCAAAAGCCAUCGCAGAACUAAUAUGUGAGCAAGCGGUCAAGCACGGAUUUUCUGCAGAUCUUCACUGUAUUAGUGAGUCAGAUAAGUAUAACCUAAAAACCGAAACAGCUCCUGUCGUCAUUGUUGUUUCUACCACGGGCACUGGAGAUCCACCAGACACAGCCCGCAAGUUUGUUAAAGAAAUACAGGACAAGACACUGCCAGCUAAUUUCUUUGCUCACCUGCGGUAUGGAUUAUUGGGUCUGGGUGAUUCGGAAUACACAUUCUUCUGUAAUGGGGGAAAAAUAAUUGACAGACGACUUCAAGAGCUUGGUGCCCAACAUUUCUAUGACACUGGACAUGCAGACGACUGCGUAGGUUUAGAACUUGUGGUUGAUCCAUGGAUUGAUGGACUUUGGGCUGCCCUCACAAAGCAUUUUAUGUCAAGUAGAGAAAAAGAAAACGUGAAUGGAACUCACACAACAGCAUCUAAUGCCUCCUUGAGGACACAUCCUGCCAAACCAGAAUUGUUGCAUAUUGAAUCACAAAUCCAACUUCUGAGAUUAGGAGAUUCCGGAAGAAAGGAUUCUGAGGUUUUGGAACAAAAUGCAUCCAACAGCAAUCAGUCAAGUGCUUUGAUUGAAGACUUUGAGUCCUCACUUACCUGUUCAGUGCCCCCACUUUCACAGGCAUCUCUGAAUAUUCCUGCUUUACCACCAGAAUAUUUACAGGUGCAUCUACAGGAGGCUCAUGGCCAGGUGGAAAGCCAAGCAUCUGUGACUUCCAUGGAUUCAGUUUUUCAAGUUCCAAUUUCAAAGGCAGUUCAACUUACUACAAAUGAUGCCAUAAAAACUGCUCUGCUGUUAGAAUUGGACAUUUCAAAGACAAGUAUUUCCUAUCAGCCUGGAGAUGCCUUCAGCCUGAUCUGUCCUAACAGUGAUGCUGAGGUGCAGGACCUGCUCCAGAGACUGCAACUCACAGACAAAAAAGAACACUACGUCUUCUUGAAAAUCAAGGGAGACACAAAGAAGAAAGGAGCAUCCUUACCCCAGCAUAUACCUGAGAGGAGUUCUCUCCAAUUCAUCCUUACCUGGUGCCUUGAAAUACGAGCAAUUCCUAAAAAGGCAUUUUUGCGAGCCCUUGUGGACUAUACCAGUGAUGGUACUGAAAAGCGAAGGCUUCAAGAGCUGUGUAGUAAGCAAGGGGCUGCUGAUUACAACCGCUUUGUGAGAGAUUCUUGUGUCACCUUACUGGACCUCCUUUGUGCCUUUCCAUCUUGUCAGCCACCACUUCAUCUGCUGCUCGAGCACCUUCCCAAGCUUCAACCCAGACCAUACUCAUGUGCAAGCUCAAGUUUGUUUCACCCAGGGAAGCUUCAUUUUGUGUUUAACGUGGUGGAGUUUUUGUCCCACACGACAGCGGUGGUUUUGCGGAAGGGGGUCUGUACGGGCUGGCUGGCCGCGCUGGUGGCCGCGAUUCUGCAGCCGAGUGCACGAGCGCCUCGAGCACCAUGCGUGGACGGUGGGCAGGCCCUGGCUCCUGAGAUAUCCAUCUGUCUUCGAGCAACAAAUUCUUUCCACUUACCAGAUAACCCUUCAGUCCCCAUUAUAAUGGUGGGUCCGGGAACUGGCGUAGCACCCUUUAUUGGUUUCCUGCAACAUAGAGAGAAACUCCAGGAACAACACCCAGAAGGAAACUUUGGAGCGAUGUGGCUGUUCUUUGGCUGCAGGCACAAGGACAGGGAUUAUUUAUUCAGAGAAGAGCUCAGGCAUUUCCUGAAGAGUGGGAUCUUAACUCACCUAAGGGUUUCCUUCUCAAGAGAUGCACCUGUGGGGGAGGAAGCCCCAGCCAAGUAUGUGCAAGACAACAUCCAGCUUUACUCCAAGCAGGUGGCGAGAAUCCUCCUCCAUGAAAAUGGUUAUAUUUAUGUGUGUGGAGAUGCUAAGAAUAUGGCCAAGGAUGUAAAUGAUACCCUUGUGGAAAUAAUAAGCAAAGAGACUGGAAUUGAAAAAUUAGAAGCAAUGAAAACAUUGGCUACUUUAAAAGAAGAAAAACGGUACCUUCAGGAUAUUUGGUCAUAAACCCAGAAAGGAAAGGAACAGAAUUAGGCUUUUUUGUUUCAGAAACUAAAAGACAAUUUUAUCUGAGCUUUUAACUUUCAAUGUUAAAAAUUAUUAGUUUCUUUAGCAUUUCAUGGAGGAGGUGGGGUGGGGAGUGGCUCACAUACCAAUGUGGGGUACUCUCCCGAUUCGGUUUUACCCUCUCACCAUCUGCCAUCUACUCCCUUCUUCCGCUGGCCCUCCCCAAAAUACCAUGUUUCUGGGGGUGCCCCGUGCUGAGCGGAGCCCCUCCCUGGGGCCUCCCUUAUGUCCUGAGGGCUUUGCAGAGACUCCUGAUGUGGGCACUGGGCAGACUGGGUGUGAUUUGGCUCUUUUCAACUGAUGCUGCCAAUUUUUUUUUGAUAAUACAAAAAUAAUUUACCAUUUUUCUAUGAAGUAUGUGCAUAAAGAAAUUUUAAAUUAAUGUAUUUAAAUUACAUAUGUACAGCAUAUCCAGUUACAUGUUUAUUUAACUUUAUCAAAUUAUUUAUUACCAAAACUAUAUUUCUGAUAAAAGAUAUUUUAAGGUAAUGCUGCUGGAAAUGUGAAUGAUAUGUUGAAAUUCCACUCUGACAUGUGAUUUAUGUGUCAUGAUUCUUUUUAAUACCAGAAUUUUGGAAUUUCAGGAAAUUUGCAUUCAAUUUCAAGACACCAGUAUGUUCAUAUUCAAGUGAAAGAGAUACAACCUUUUUCCUCUCUCCACCUCCCUGACUCUAUUCUUUUCUGCGCCUCUGUGCCAUAUUUCUGUUUAUCCACAUAACUGAUCUUCUCUCCAUGAGGAUGCUGUAGACGAGGCUUAGAAUACUGGCUUCAAUUAAGUCCUGUGUUUUUAAAUUCCCAAGGACAAAAUCCUCUCUCAAAUUUGUCGCAGCAGAAAACAAAAUGUAAAGGGUAUGAUGACCUUCCUCCUAGACUUUAGGAUAUGUUGUUUUUUUAUUCAAGAGAUUGGCAUUUAAAAAAACAGAUCUCUUCCUGAGAAAUAAAUAUCUGAAGGAAAUACGACAAUCUUCAGAUUUCAUAAGGCUUUGUGGCUGUUCAUUAUAGUCUCUAACCUUGUAUAUUUCAUGCAUUCUGCAAGAGAAACCAAUCUAAAAAAUAGAAUGAGACGGAAAAACAUACCAUGCAAAUACUAUAUGACGUAUGUAAUUAUAUACAUAAGUUGUACAUAUCAGCCAAAGUAGACAUAAGGUGAAGACACUAAAAGGACAAAGAACAGUGUUCCUUAUUGAUAGCAAUAACAAGAGAAUAUAACCAUCAAAAACUUGUGUAUGCCUACCAAUAUUGCUUACAAAUAUAUGCAAAUAUAUACGAAAACAGAAAGAUCCAUAAGGAGAAAUUGAUGCAUCUUUCAUCAUAAUGGGUGUUGGAAACUGACCUUAGCCAGUUUGUUUGUACACAAUUCUUUCUGGUAGAUACUAGUAGAUACUAAAUUUUAGGCAGAUAUUGGUCAGCUGCUUCCCCACAGCCUUGCCCGUGGUGAAAAUAGAUCUCAGUCCAAAUUCCGCCACAUAUACAGAUGUUUAAUAAAUAAAUAUUUAUUAGCAGUCAGGUACACAACAUAUCCUAUAACCUAUUCUGUAAGGUGAAUGAAUUCCAAGUCCCAUCUUUUUAGUGGGGGCAACCACAUCUUGCUUGAUACUCAAGGUGGCUGUGAUGGUCUCCCAGGGACAAGACUGUUGGCUCUUUCCAUGAGCCGUGCGCCAGCCCAGUGGCUGAGCACAGUGCUGCUUUGGGGUUAAGCCUCAGGCACCACCCCCCUUAGGGGAGUGGGGAGGGACGUGCUCUAAAUUGUUUUAGCCACUCUCCAGAUCUUGAAUGCCACUAGUUUAACCAGUGAGAGACCUUUUCUAAUCUCAAUUAUUCUAACAAGUGCUGCUGCCCCCACUGUUUUCAGUCACGUUCAUUAUGCUUAUUAAUAGGUGGAAGCUCGUGUUGAUCGGUGAUAAAGUUAAUGAAAGAACUUGUGGAAGCGUUCUCUGGAAUAUGGUUUUCCUGAUUAGAGGCUCGCUGCACCCAGGGGGUUCCUUACUUUCUGUGUCACACAGACAUAGUGUGUGCGCUGAGCAUUCUGAAGUGAUUUACAGACACCGUAAUACUGGGACAGUAACAGGCAUAUUUGGUCAUAAACAAUCAGAUAAAUCAGAUGAGAUACAAUUUAAAUUUCAGAAUGAGCAAACUUGAUAUAUAUAUAUAUGCCACACCUAACAAAUGGGUCGCCCACAUUGGUUUCAAAUACAAUUGAAACAUUUAAAAAAUUGACUAUGAUCUAGGUCAUAACUAUUCAAAAAACUGCAUAAAAUAAGGCAAUGAUCACUGACUCCAGUGCCAUAAAAGUGAGCUACAAAAAGCAACUCAGUUAACAUGGAUGAAACUUGAAGACAUAAUGCUGAACGAAAUAAGCCAGGCACAAAAAAAGAAACAUAUGCUACCACUAAUGUGAACACUGAAAAAUGUAAAAUAAAUGGUUUAUAAAGUAGAAUAU